AUGUUGAACAAGACCCCCCCGGGCCGUGAGCGUGAGAGUGAGGCCGAUCGUGCCCAUCGUUUCAAUAAGAAGAAAUACACUUCUCGGGUAUUCACAAAUGUGAACAAGUACGUCAUGGACGACAAAUUCAAGGUGAUACACUGCAAGAAGUGCACGGUCAACGCAGUUAUCACGGAUGCGGAGCUAGAAAAACUCCCACGCAGGAGGACGGAUAAUGCACCGGUGCUUUGCACCGACCAGGCGACGGUUAAGGUGUUUACCAAGCCUGUAGAAGAGCCCGCAAAAAUCAGAAGGCUCAAGGGUAUCGAGACACAGUACUACCACGCGUGCCAGGAGUGCGGCCAGCAUGUGUUGUAUCAGUCGGUGCCACACGGGAUGGAGGCAAAGAUGCUCUAUUUGAUUGAAGCGAACGUCAUUCUUCCCAAAACCAAGUGGCAACCCAAGAAGCGUUGUAGAGUUUGUGGCUACAUUCCCAGGGACGACCAGCACUUUGAGGAGCACCUUAGAGACAGAGGACACUGGGACCAGUCGGGAGGCAACUUCCCGGGGGAAGAGGAAAAGAAUGACACGCCUGUGAACCCGAUCAUCGUCGGUUAA
This is a messenger RNA of Cyclospora cayetanensis, 597 nucleotides long. RefSeq lists its product as uncharacterized. The record is from RefSeq and is a predicted model, not a curated record. Lineage: Eukaryota; Apicomplexa; Conoidasida; Eucoccidiorida; Eimeriidae. The transcript has a single exon. The coding region runs from base 1 to 597 and encodes 198 amino acids.